UUCUUCAUCACUUUUUAUGCUCCAAUCUUCUUUUUCUCUUGCAGAGACUGAAAACUGAGGGACAUGGGUUUCGGAUUUCAUAACUAUUUCUCUUCUGUUACGGUUCUAGUUUUGAUUUCGUCAUGUCUUCACCAUAUUGCUGCGAAAUCACAUGUUAGACACAGAAGCAGAUUAGGCUGUAAUCUCUACCAAGGGAGUUGGGUAAAUGAUUCAGCUCCUCUCUAUGACAUUGCGAGUUGUCCUUUCAUCGACAAGAUGUUCGAUUGCCAGAAGCGGACGGAUAAAGGCUAUCUCAAUUACAGAUGGGAACCCAGUUCCUGUGAUUUGCCAAGGUUUAAUGGAGAGGAUUUCUUGAGGAGGUUUCAAGGAAAGAAGAUCUUGUUUGUGGGAGACUCACUGAGCAACAAUCAGUGGCAAUCUUUGAUAUGCUUGCUUCACUCCUCAGUCCCCCAGGCAAAAUAUAACUUGGAAAUGGAGGAUCCCUUUUCUACAUGUACAUUUCCGGAUUAUGGAUUGUCUUUGAUGUUCAAUCACAACAACCUCUUUGUCGACAUUGUUAAUGAAUCAGUUGGGCGGGUUUUAAAGCUUCAAUCCAUUACAAAUGGCGAUUCAUGGAAAAACGUGGAUGUGGUGAUCUUCAACACUUGGCAUUGGUGGUUCUACAAAGGAUUUUUACAACCGUUUGAUUAUAUUGAAGAUGAAGGCAAGAGAUAUAAUGACAUGGAUCGAAUGGUUGCUUAUGAGAAAGGGCUUAACACAUGGGCUAAAUGGGUAGACUCAAACAUCAACCCAGCCACAACCAAAAUCAUUUUCAGGGGAAUUACUUCCGUCCAUUAUGAUGGAAGGGACUGGAGCCAGCCCGGUCAGACCUGCAAUGGGAAAACACAACCUGUAAGUGGAUCGAGAUACCCAGGAGGUCCUCUUCCGGCGGGAGCUGUGGUGAAGAGAGUAUUGAGUAAGAUGUCAAAGCAUGUGGAAUUGCAGGAUGUGAUGACGCUAUCGCAGCUGAGGAUAGAUGGACAUCCAUCUAUUUAUGGGAUUAAUGGGGCGAAGGGAGUGGAUUGCACCCAUUGGUGUCUUGCUGGUGUUCCUGAUACUUGGAACCAACUUUUAUAUGCAUCUUUUGUUCUUAAACAGUGAUGGUAUAGAAUGAUAACCAUUGUUAACAUCCUUUGAUGGAAUAAAUUCUUCUGUUUUUUGUUGGUCUUCC
Telopea speciosissima is the source of this 1210-nucleotide messenger RNA. Its product is annotated as protein trichome birefringence-like 38. Bases 64 to 1140 code for a protein of 358 amino acids. Lineage: Eukaryota; Viridiplantae; Streptophyta; Magnoliopsida; Proteales; Proteaceae. The transcript is spliced from 5 exons. Gene Ontology annotation, molecular function: O-acetyltransferase activity. Gene Ontology annotation, cellular component: Golgi apparatus. The record is from RefSeq and is a predicted model, not a curated record.